This is a messenger RNA of Alternaria rosae, 1112 nucleotides long. RefSeq lists its product as uncharacterized. The record is from RefSeq and is a predicted model, not a curated record. The transcript has 2 exons. The coding region runs from base 146 to 802 and encodes 218 amino acids. NCBI's taxonomy places the organism in Eukaryota, Fungi, Ascomycota, Dothideomycetes, Pleosporales, Pleosporaceae.
UUUGUUUGUGACGAUCGCGAUUGUGACAUCCGACAUGACGUUUGUAUCACCAACGCCAUAGCGCGAAAAACGCACAAACACCCCGUCUGCUGUAGCUUCGAGGCACGGUCUGCGGCUAGCCACGUGUACAGUACCACGCGCGUUGAUGCUAAAGUCAAAAGUAAAUCAACAACAUUACCGUAAUUUCCCUACAUUUCGAUCUUCGUCUCUCAAGCUUCCUCUGCAAGGAGAUUGCGGAUUGGAGAUUCGCCACCAAAACACACAUUGUCAUUUACGGCGCGUCAACAACAUGGCGGGAAGUCGUCGCUUUGACAUGAUACUAUUACUGAUCGCCACGCUCGUCGCGAGUGUUGUUUCAUCGCCUACAUGGAUGUCACCGUCGACAUCAUCGUUGAACUCGAGGAGAGAGGGAAACGGGACGAGGUACUGUGGAUGGGAACUCAUGCAAAACAUUCAAAUUCCCAUCGCCAAACUCGGCAUCUGGUACGCCGAACAAACCGGUGAUCGCUCCUUAUGCGUAAAGCAAGAUGAUGGAUCCGAGUAUUGUACUUGCGUCUAUCAGUGCGGGAAUGGGGUUUGGAGGAACGAAGGAGGAGGGGAAAGCAAUAGCAUUGUUGCCAAAGAGGACGGUGUUGAGAGGGGGGGAAGUGAUGGAGGAAGUGGGGAUGAAGAAAAAGACGAAAUUGGUGAGCGGUAUGGGAACUGGGUACGAAAAGGAUUGGGUGACAAGUAUGGAAAGUGGAAGUAUGAGGUGGGGUGUAAGAAGUAUUGUCAUGCUGGGGUCUGUGAUGGGCAGAACUGAGGGGUAGUAGAGCAAAGUGAGGAACAUGACGUGGAUUCGCGGAGGCAAAGAGCGUGGUGGUGUUCUUGACGAAGGUCUUCUGCUACUCCCUGAUCUUGCAUCUAGGUAGCGAUGCUGAAAGACGCAUUCUUUCAAACACGGUGUAACUUAUCAAUGUUUCUGACCACACGCACGGUAAGUUCGUGGUGUUGAGUUGCAUGCCAGCCUGCUUUUGCGCUGUUAGCUGUUAGCUGCUAGCACUAGUCGCAUUGAACCUGGACGAUGUACUUCUUCGAUGGUAUUCCGUAUCUACCUACCUGGUGUUUACAUG